CGCAGUCGGACGCGUAAGGUGACGCACACGGUGGUACUCGGAGCGGUUCGGUUCUGUUCGGUCGGACACGGACACACGGGGAUGUGGCUGCUGUCGGUUCUGGUGCCGCUCGUAAGGCUGUAUCUGUGCGGAGUGAAAGUUCUUCUCUAUCAGAUGUUCAACAGAUCUUUGACGCUUCCAGUCUUACCCAAGCAAAAUGGAAGGGUUGCCAUUGUGACUGGGGGUACCAGAGGAAUGGGUUUUGAAACAGCGAGACACCUGGCAAGCCUGGGCAUGCAUGUUGUCAUAGCUGGGAACGAGAAAGAAGAGGGCACAGCGGCCGUCAAGAGGAUUCAUGAAGAAGGCGGCAAGGGAAAAGCUGAGUUUAUGUUCCUGGACCUGACCUCGCUGAAAUCUGUGCGACAGUUUGUUCAGACGUUCAAAGCCAGAGGUCUCCCCCUCCAUGUUCUGGUUAACAACGCUGGAACCAUGCUGGUCCCAGAGAGACAGACGCAGGACGGCUUUGAGUUCCACUUUGGGCUCAACUACCUCGGCCACUUCCUGCUGACCAACCUGCUGCUGGAUGUGCUGAAGAAGUCGGGGAAACAUGGAUGCUGCUCCAGAGUCGUCACAAUGUCUUCUGCUACACACUACGGAGGAGUUAUGGACAUGGACGACUUAAACAGCAAGAGAUGCUACAGUUCCCAUGGUGCCUACUCUCAAAGCAAACUGGCUCUGGUCCUCUUCACUUAUUACCUGCAGGAGCAGCUGACCGCCAGCGGCUUCCCAGUGACCGCCAACGCCGUGGACCCCGGCAUGGUGGACACAGCGCUGUACGACAACCUGUGGAGCCUCACGCAGACGCUAAAGAAACCAGUGGCCAAGCUGCUGUUCAGGACUCCAGCUGAAGGAGCAUCCAUGUCUAUCUACGCUGCAGCCGCCUCUGAGAUGGAGGGCGUGGGCGGCUGUUACCUAUACAACGGCAAGAAGAAGCAGUCCUCCGACAUCUCCUACGACUCUGAGCUCCAGGCCGAGCUGUGGAAGAAGAGCUGCCAGCUGGUGGGCCUUCAGGUGGCCUGACUCUCCCUGACAGGUCGACAUCCUCCAGCAUCAUCUGAGAGAUCUGGAACUGACUGAUAAGGCACCACCUCCCAAGCCACUAAGAAGAACGAAGCAACUAAAAGGACUCUUAGUGACAGCAGUUCUAUCAUCAGUGGCUCACGACGAGAAAUCCCAGAGACAAACGUCACUUCACCUUGUUCAUACUGUUCUUACACACACUCAUGGUUUGUUUCUGCCCCGUGUAUGAGCUCCUGUUAUGACAGUCACAUCUCUGCGUGUGCCAAAUAUACUUGUUGUGUUUAGAAUCCGACUUUAAUACGAUCAUCAUGCCAAGUUUUUUGUUAGAGCUGCUUUAUUAUGUUCAUCUAUUAAUGUCCACAGUGGAAUUUUAGAGAUGUUCAAGUUUCACUUGAAGCUUUGGUCAGAGCGUUCAAGGUUUUCUUUACAUCCUUAUUUUAGAACAAUUCUGAUUACAAUCUUUAUCAUAUUUGAUACAUAUUCUGAACUGAUUUCAGAAAGAAAAUUAUGUUGUUUCUCCUUGGUGCAGUGAGACAUUUUAUAAUAAUGUAUUUCUAUGGAUAAAAUAAGUAACUACAUGACUAAUAACCAAAUCAGAAAAGGCUGAAUAUGUUUGAGUUUCUUAAGUUCAGCUUCAAUAAUAUGAGCUUUGAUCAGAUGUUAGCAACUCAUUUUUGUGAUCACAAAUAAUGAUACAAAUAUUAAUCACAAGUAAUCUGACCAAAGUGGUGCCUAUUUAAACCUAUAAAUGACUCUGUAUUGUUUUUUUCCCCAUUAAUGUUUCCAUAUGUGGGAUAUAAUGUGAUGUGUGAGUAUAUAAAUUGUAUAGAAUCAGGAUUUUAUGCCAAAAGGAUUGAAAACUGUCUGAUCAGUGUUACACGUCAGAAUAACAGUGGCCUAACUCUGGAGCUGCAUCCAGUUCUGCAGUAGAUUUCCAUUUGAAUAUGUCUUAAUGAAUCUGUGAAAUACAGUGCAAUCAUUUGUCUUCUUUGUGUCUUGAAUGAUCGUCUUUGUGUGCUAAACAUUGGUUCGUAUCGUUGGACAUGCCUCUUGUCCAGGUGACAGGAAAGUUAUGAUUAGUUUAAGAUGCAGAUAUUCAAUCAGCAAAGGUCUAAACGAACGAGCCAAAAAGAGUUCCCAUUAUCUGUGCUAUUGAUCAUGUUGACUCACUUCCUGUUCCCAUCUUCUGGUCCGUUAUCGUUAUGUCACGCCUACACUGUAAAACGUGCUGUGUAUGUUUUCAUUUGCAACCUGUGUUCCAAUCAGAUGUAUUGAAUCUAUAUUGCACAAUGAUCACUGUGAAUGAUGCCUUUAUCCAGUAUUAAUUUAUAGUUCUAUGAAUCGUCUGUUUACAUUUAUUAAAUCCACACAUUUAUGGCAAGAAUAUGUUAAUUAUUAAUAAACAAAUUGCCUUUAAAAGUCUGAGACCCUUGGCGUUUUAUCACUUAUUUUUU
This is a messenger RNA of Larimichthys crocea (large yellow croaker), 2513 nucleotides long. RefSeq names its product dehydrogenase/reductase (SDR family) X-linked (gene dhrsx). Lineage: Eukaryota; Metazoa; Chordata; Actinopteri; Sciaenidae. Bases 82 to 1059 code for a protein of 325 amino acids. The transcript is spliced from 8 exons. The record is from RefSeq and is a predicted model, not a curated record.